AUGGAAACGGGAAAAGAAACGAAGAAGAACGAAAUAUCACUGUUGGAAAUUAAAAGAAAAGCACAAAAUGAGAAGGAAUCACAAAAGAAUGAUAACAAGCCUAGAAAAUUCCGAAUUAUUAACUAUACAUCAAGAGAUAGCUUAGUUGCAAAAGCAGAAAAAGAUUUUUUUCUUUACUUUUGUUUUUUAUGUGGUUUUAAUUGCUUAAUAAGUGAAAUAGAUAUUAGUCAUUUACCUACCAGAACAACAGAUGGAUCCAUAAUAUAUCCAUUCAAAAAUGUAGUACAUAAAAAAUUCCAUAAAACAAAAAAGGAACAUAUACUCAUACAAAGAAAUAAUGAAGCAAUCGAAGUGCAGUUUAGAAUAUUAUGUAAAGAAUGUCAAGUUCCAAUAGGUUAUGUAAACUGUCUCAGUGAAGACAAUUCUCUUAUUUAUUAUUACGACUAUGCUUUUGUUCGAGACCAAACCAAGUCCAAAUUUCUUUCAGACGUAUUGUUGUGA
Molecule: messenger RNA, 501 nt
Organism: Plasmodium gonderi
Lineage: Eukaryota; Apicomplexa; Aconoidasida; Haemosporida; Plasmodiidae
Exons: 1
Coding region: 1-501 (166 amino acids)
Source: RefSeq, a predicted model, not a curated record